AUGUUCGAUAAGUCAGAUACCCACAUUUUGGUUUUUCCUCACUAUGACGCUCUUGUUAUCACUUCACGCAUAUUAGAUACAGACGUGAGACGUAUUAUGGUGGACGAUGGGAGUGGCGUGUGCAUUAUCCACCCUCGAAUGCUUGCACAGAUGAAGCUUGAGGAUAAGAUACUUCCACGUUGCAUCACACUAACUGGUUUUAACAAUGCAGUUGAAGGAACAUCUGGAGAAAUCACACUCCCCGUCAUGGCCGGCGGCGUCACUCUGGAGACCAUAUUCCACAUCAUUGAUCAGGACAUGACAUAUAACGCCAUAAUAGGAUAUAACCAGAUCCUCAUGGAAGAGGAAGACCAGGAAAAGACCACCUUCAUCACCCACCAAGGAACGUAUUGUUACAAGGUGAUGCCCUUCGAACUGAAAAAUGCGGGGGCGACAUACCAAAGGUUGGUAACAAGAAUGUUCAAGGAACAGCUCGGCAAGACCAUGGAAGUCUACAUAGAUGAUAUGUCGGUCAAGUCCAAGAGAAAAGAUGAUCACAUCGACUACCUGAAAAAGGCUUUUGACAUACUAAGGCGAUAUGGGAUGAAACUAAACCCUGAGAAGUGUGCGUUCGACGUAACAUCAGGAAAGUUCCUGUGUUUCCUGAUGUUACAAAUUCUUUGGCAUGCUCAAAAAGGACAACAGCCUCCUAUGGACAUCCGAGUGAGUUCAAGCCCUGAGGGAGUUAAAAACCUAUCUAUCUCACCGCCGUUGCUUGCCAAAGCAGAACAUGGGGAACGUCUCCUCGUCUAUCUCACCGUGUCCGAAGUAGCGGUGAGUGCAGUCCUAGUCCGAAAAAGCAAAGUCACAACUUUCUCCUUGAGGAGUAUCUUACAUAAGCCCGAGCUAUCGGGAAGAUUAGUUAAGUGGGCCAUAGAACUUAGCGAGCAUGAUAUUACAUAUCAACCACGGACGGCGAUAAAAUCACAAGUCCUUGCCAUCUUCAGCGCGAAAAUAAUGCCUGAAGUUGAAAAGGAAGCCGCCCAGGCUUCUCUGCAAGCAGAAGAUCUAUGGACUUUGUACACCGACGGCGCCUCCAAUGCAUCACGGAUUAAGGCUGACACUCAAGUACAGAGCGAGGCAAGUCAUCCUAUGGUGGUUCUCAACUCAUCGUCUACCAAGUUACUAGGAAUUUCCAGAUCAAAGAACAAAGGUUGCAAAAAUACCAAGCCUGAGAUCCGCAAGUUAUUGCCCGAGUUUGAUGAAUGCCAUCUCGACCAAAUCCCUCGGACGCAAAACAUCGAAGCCGAUGGCCUCGCCAAAUUAGCGACAGCCACUAAAACCAUAACCGGAGAAGGAAGUGUGAUCACCCUCCUCCACUCAUCGAUAGAUCAAAUUGAGGACGACGUACUCCCAGAUGAUAAAACAUACGCCAAAAAACUUCGGAUGCAAGCAGCCAGGUACAAUAUCAUCCAGAACGACCUAUACAAGAGGACGUACGUCGGCCCCCUAGCAAAAUGUGGGCCCGAAUCAAACUCAGCGCGUCCUAGAAAAAAUCCACGAGGGCCACUGCGGGGCUCAUUCUGGCAAAUGAGCUCUGGUCAAAUGCCUCAUACGAGCAGGUGGAAACAGGAGCAUUUGCUCAGAUACGCAAACAGGAAGUGA
This is a messenger RNA of Nicotiana attenuata, 1644 nucleotides long. RefSeq lists its product as uncharacterized. The record is from RefSeq and is a predicted model, not a curated record. Bases 1 to 1644 code for a protein of 547 amino acids. The transcript is spliced from 7 exons. Lineage: Eukaryota; Viridiplantae; Streptophyta; Magnoliopsida; Solanales; Solanaceae.